Leptosia nina is the source of this 285-nucleotide messenger RNA. NCBI's taxonomy places the organism in Eukaryota, Metazoa, Arthropoda, Insecta, Lepidoptera, Pieridae. The record is from the annotation of a GenBank genome assembly.
AUGAAAGGCGCGCGUGCGCUAUCGAAACGAUUCCCAACUUCUUAUAGUCAUUUUCUACUCCGCUCCGAGCGAUUCCCAUUGAGGAAAGUCCAACGAAGCGAUCGAGCGAUCAGAGGACCUCCCGACUUCGACCUCGAUAGAGGUAACACGUAUUACUCAAUCGAAGAUUAUAACAUGGAAAAUGUAAAUACUCUUAUGCAACAAAAUGUCACGUUCACUCUCACAGAAAAUGUAAAUUCACUUUCGGACAAGGUGCCCCGAUGCUACCGACGUGGUCGCGAAUAA